Cimex lectularius (bed bug) is the source of this 5412-nucleotide messenger RNA. RefSeq lists its product as uncharacterized. The transcript is spliced from 9 exons. The record is from RefSeq and is a predicted model, not a curated record. NCBI's taxonomy places the organism in Eukaryota, Metazoa, Arthropoda, Insecta, Hemiptera, Cimicidae. Bases 270 to 3377 code for a protein of 1035 amino acids.
CGGGAGGUUUGGAGUUGGACUGUUUUCUCUUGAAGGAGUUGGGAAGUCAAACGUUCAAAGCUUUUGUGACACUUCUCGAUUAUACGGUGACACAUUCAACUCCUAAUUAAAAAUGAUGCUAUUGCUUAUUUAGAUCAGUAAACAAAGCAACGAAUAUAGGAGGAUAUCCUCUUUUUAAAAAGAAAUAUAUACACGUAUAUUUUAAAACAUAUAUACUUUUUUAUAGAAGCGAUUUUGAACCUAGUGAUUGAAAAAAGAAAGGAACUAAAAUGGACAAACUGGUAAUAAAUAAACUGAAAAGUUUUGUCGGACAGCCUUGGUCAGCAUUGACGAGUUAUUUCAACCACACGAUUCUUCCAGAUUUGGCAGACGAAGCAGUGGAGCCGGUUGGUCGAAUCGAAACUCAUUCAGUGAGGCUGAAUAAAGAGGAUAUGGCUAUAUUUGGUUACUGUCCAGCUGCAGAAGUUUUUGAAUUAGCAAUUUGUAAUUUUUGCGGUGAUAAGUUCAAAAUUCCUGCUUUAGCUGAUCACAUAAAUUUAAAACAUGAAGAUGGAAAGUGUUCUACGUUAAAGAUAAGCGAAUAUGAAAAGAAAUAUGGAAUGUUACAAUCAAAGAAAAAAGGUGGCCGCCAUAAAAAGGCUAAUAUAAAAGAAGAAAAAGAAAAAUCUCCCGAGGAAGAUAAUGCACAAGCAAAAGAGUCUGUGGGAAAAUCACUCGAACAACUAAUUGAUGUAAAAAUUGUCCUAAGGGAAUCAAUUCCCACUCCGACACCAUCCACUCCUAUUCAUACUUCAACCCCUACUACUCCUACCCUUUUAUCCCCAUCUACUCCUAGUUCCAGUUCGUCGUCAACAUCAACAAGUAUAUCUACACAAAUUCCUUUGUCAACACCAACUGUAACCCCUGUUGGCACUCCAGUAAACACUCCUUCUGUCACUCCAUCUUCUACACCUAUUAAAAGUUCACCGGAACUUUCUAGAAAAAAUAGUACUUCUACAAAUAUUUCUACGGAAAUUAAAUUGAAACAGAUAAAGAAUAAAAUUAAAAAGGCCAAGUUGUCAGAGAAGCAUAGUUCAAGUGGGAAAAGUGGCAAAAAUUUAAGUGUAUUAUCCUCAAAGUUGAAAGAUAAAUCAAAGGAGCUGAUUCCUAAAAAGACAAACAUUACUAAGAUUGAAAGUGCUAGCUCUCCAAAAGACUCCUCUUCCUUUAAGGAUUGUGAGCAAGGUCCUAACAUGCAGCCAGUUGUACAACUAUCACCAUUGGGGAGUAUUUCAAAAAAUAAUUCUUCACUUGAACAGAAAAAGAAAGGAAAAUUAGGUACCAAGCCUUCAACAAUGCGUGAUCGUAUAUAUAAUCCCGAUAAGCAUUGUGGUGUUGUUUCGGGAAAGGAUAAUGCGAAACCAUGUACUCGUUCCCUUACGUGCAAAUCACAUUCAAUGACAUUGAGGAGAGCUGUAAAAGGAAGAAGUAAAGCGUUUGAUAUCCUUUUAGCCGAUCAUAGGGCAGAAAAGGAACAAAUGAGGAAAAACCAUGUUAACAUUCAAAUUUUAAGUGAUGGUGAUAAAAGCAAUGAUAGUUCUACAAAUUUAAAAAUUACUCUUGAAAAGCCGGCUGUGUCUACACCACCAAAGAUUGAAAACUGUGAUAAACAAAAAAUAAUUAAAGGGACCACAAUUCAGGAUUAUUCCAAGCUAAGUCUUCCGGUCUCAAUAAAGAAUCCUUCACUCCUUAAGCAAAUUCAAAUGACUUGUGAUGAAGUAAAUGACGAUCGACAAAAUAGUCAAUCACCGAAAUCACAAAAAUUUGAACAAGAACAUCAGAGUCAACAAGCUCUGACUAUUCCUAACGAAUCAGCUCAAGCUAAAGUUUUAACAAAUGAACAAUGCCAACUUCAAAAAUCACACACCCAACUACAGCUUCAAUUGCAAUUAACUUCUCAAAGCCCACAAGCUCAGCCUCAACAACUCCAGGAACAAUUGAACCAGCAGCAGCAAGUGCCAACACAGCACACAGCUCAGGAAGAACAGUCAUCACAACAAUCUCAGCAAUUGUUUGUCAGGCAGCAACAAAAACAGCUCCAACAAUUGCAGUUGGUCCAGCAAAAGUUACAAGCGCAACAACAACAGCCAACACUUCAACAAAGUACUAUAAAGGUUAUUCAACCACAAGUCACAAAUCUCCAGCAAACUAAAAUUCUAGCGCAACAGCUUACACAACAAACUCAACAAGGCCAGCCAGCAAAGCAACCCCAACAGCAGACAUUGCAAUUUCAGCAAUUACAACAACAAAAGCAACUUAUUCAACAACAGCAAAUACAACUUCAAAAACAUCAACUUCAGCAAAUGCAAUCACAAUCAUUGAUUUAUAAACAUCAAGCACAAAUUCUGUUGCACAGACAGCAACAACAAUUUUUGCCACAGGGUGGCCAGUUCAGUGUAGUUACAAAUACUGGUACAGAUUUUAAAAGACAAGUACGAAAUGUGAUACUGUUUAGAACAAAAGAAAAUGGCAGGGAAAUAGGAAUCAUUAGGCCACCAUUUUUAACUAGUGCAAUAGGUGUCAAAUUACAUCAUGCGCCAAUAAGAGCAGUAUUACCACCGCCAACUAUGCAGCCUCCGCCUCAACCCCCAACACCACCGCCACCAAAAACAGAAUCUGACUGUGAUGAAAGUGAUACUGAGACCCAGGAUGAUGCUGCAAAUCCCAAUGCUGUUAAAAGCAUAAUUGAAUGGUGGCAGCCAGGAUUUAAGCGCAGUCGAGGCCUUUGGAUAUCGAAAACUGAAAUUCCGCACAAGAGAGCGAAAUACAAGAAUAAAAAUUUGAAACUGGCUUCUAAAAAUGUUGUUUCAAACAAUUUUAUGGAUCUUACUAAGAAUGUUGCGUCAGAUGUCAAAUUUCAAGAAAUCAAAAAAGCUAACAGUCACUUACUGAGGCAUCUCUCAAAUAAUUCCCAUGUAACGAAUAAGGAAGAUAUAAUUAAGAUUCCACAGAUCACUCCAGCAGAUUUAGAUCAUUACAGAAGAGUACACAAAAGACCAAAGCGGUCGAGGAAUUUUUUCUUAUUUAAUAGUCCAGGAAAAAUGAGAAAAAGUGAUAUUCCUACAAACCUAGUCGGUCCAAUACACAUUUCUCCAGCAAUUAAUUUUACACCUGUUGUUCGCCUCGCUUUAAGUAACAACAUUGUCAACCCUGUUCUACAAGUGCGACAUAAUCCUGCCAUAGGUGGUACACCAGCUUUCAACAGUGUUACACCCAAUGGUUCCCUCAAUUUAGGGUACCCUGGAUUGCAUUACAUUACAUCUUCAGGUCCUUUCCCGAUUGCAAUACAUCAACUGCCAGAUUUGCAUCAAAAACUUCAACAGCAAGUAAUAAAAUAAAAGAAGAAGCAAACUGUAAAUAGCGCUAAGUAUUGCAAGUAUUCUAGCAUCGUUUUUUUUUAAUUAUAUGCAUAUUUAUCAUUACUUUAGUAUGUAUACAGUGCUCAUAUUUAUAAGUUUCGUUAGUGCAUAUUUCUUCACUUGUAAAAUUCAGAAUAUCUAAAUUUCUAUUAUUUUUUACAAAUUUUCUUCCAUUUUUUCUUAUAUAUAUUAUAAUAUUAGUUGGUGUUACAUUAUCUUUAUAAUAAUGAUAUAACAAGAGGAAGAUGAUUUGUUGCAAUUAUUAAGGCGGAUCCUAUGUGGAUUGCUUUAGUUUUGUGAGAUUGUUUCUGAAGUGUAUCACUAUUAAUUGAGAGGAAACAACCAUAGUUGGAUUCAAAGAUAUUCUGGAUAGUAGUGUUGGAAUGGUUGGGUUUCAUCAUCAUCCACACAGCCGACAUAAAUCAAUCCAAACUCAAUAUUGUCACAACAGCCUUUAGGGCAUUUUUAUAUUUAAAAAAAAAAUUAUUACCUCAAGCUGACUUUAGUUGACAGUUUUUUAGAUAUAUUAAAAUGUUUUUAUUAAACCAUGCUGAUAAAUAUUAUUUUGGAUGUAAAAUAUGCCGAUUAUAUUUAUAGUUGUAUUAAUUCAACAUUUAAUUAUUUUAAAUUAAAAUUUUAUUGAGAUUAUUAAAUAAAGAUGUUUUAUUUAAAUAAAUAAAAAAGUAUUAUACAGUGUGAUCAUUCCUGGGGCUAGCUGUUUUGUAUGUUUAUCAUGGCCGUACUGUUAAACUGUAUAAUAUCGAAGCAAAUGUAAUUGUACAGCUUUUUAAAGAAAAAGUUGAUAUGUAUUUAUGACAUGAUGUAUAUAUAUAUAAAAAACUGUUUUAUUCAAAUGUGUUCAGAUUAUUGACUCAAUUAUAAUAUUUAAUAAUAAUAAUUUAUUUAAUAUAUUAUUUUUUGUAAUUUUGUGUUGUUGUAAAGCUAGAAAAAAGAUGGUAUAGAUCAGUAAAGUAGUAUCUCUGUUUUAUAAUUGUUUUCUCAGUCGAACCAAUUCAAAAUAUUUGUUUAUUAACAAUUAUUAUUCUUACUUUUAGGUUGCAAAUAUUUAUGGGAAUUUAGCUGUUUUAUGUGUAGGUGUCUUGCCUUAAUCAAUACUUACAAUUCAUUUUAUUUUAUUAAUUUUUUUAUUAGUUAUGCUCAAAUCCGUGUUUUAAAGUUAGUUUUUAAGGAGCAUGUGUACUGCUAUGAAAGUUGAUUCGGAAAUAGGAGGAUUGGAGGUUUUUGAUUAAUGAAAACACAGAGACGUGUUGAAUCAAUUUGGUUCAUGAGAAUAAAGGAACUUAGCACUUAAGAAAAAAUUAUUAUUAUUAAUGUAUAUAUUAAUGUAAAUUAGGGUUGGAAAAUCAUUUUCUGCCACAAUUUUAAUGUUUGGAUCCUGUGUAUAUGUACCAUUAUAAAGGUCUAUAGCUAUCACUGUUCAAGUAGAGGAAACAAUUAACAAUGUUUGGAAAUAUCUUUUUAAAUGACAUCGUUGUUAAACAUUUUGUUUUAAUUUAAAGGCUGUGAUAAUUUAGUUGAACCUAGUGCAUAGUUGUCUAGCAAGAAUAAAAAUAUUAAUUUUUGUGUGUAAAUAAUGUUUUUUAUUAAUUGAAUUAAUGUAUAUGUGCCAAAGAUUUUCAAUGUUAAUAUGUGUAGAUUUGUAACUUGCAGUAAUAUCAUAGUACUUGUAAUUACUAAACAUUAUAAAGUAACAAAAAUAGUAUUUUUUGUUAAUAGUUUAUAUUUAUGUAUAUUACUCUGUUCUCUCAGUAUUAUGAUUUUAAUGACAACAAAUCAUUUUAAAAUGAUUUGAUAUUUAAAAAUAGGAAUUGAGGUGUUAAGGAGUUAAUUAUUUUCAUCUCAAUUUCAGUAUUUGAAUUUCCAAAAUUUCCAAGUAAUAGUUUAAAUGAAGAUAAAAAUGAUUCAACAUUGUGAUUUAUCCACAAAUGUAAACAGAAACGAAUUGGCAAGCCGUAAUAAUUGCACAUUAAAGGCGAGAAUUUUUACUUUAAAA